AUGGUUAUUGUUGAUUCUGAUGGAGAUGAAAUCCAUGUUGUUUGUAAGCCAGACCAGCUAAAGUCUUGGAAAGCUGAUUUGAAGGAAAAUUGUACUUAUGUCAUGCAUAACUUUAAAGUGAUGAAGAAUGAUGGUCAAUUCAGAGUCUGUGAGCAUCAAUAUAAAUUAGUUUUUACUGGAGUUACUGUUGUUAGGCAAUCCAAUUUAGAUCACCUCCCUUUUAAGGAAUUUAAAUUUGUUGAAUUUUCCAAUGUCAUUGCUGGCGAUUUCGAGGCUGGCCUGUUGUUCUUAGCCUACUUGAAUGAGGCUGAAAAUGAUGGCCCGAUGGUUAUCAUUUUGACGUAUGCCAUAAUCAAAGAAGGGCAAGGAUCCUAUCCACCCUUAGUGAGUAAUUCGUUGAAGGACUCAAAAUUAUUGAUUAAUGAACUUGUGUUGGAAAUCCAAGAAUUCAGUGAGAGGCUUACAAAUUUAGGUAUUGAGGUCAGGCCAGUUUUGACACCUCGCAUUCAAGGAAGUUCACAACUUUCAGGCUCAAGCCAAUUAUCAUCAAAGGAUGCAUUUCUUUCAAAGGUUGAAGGAAAAACCAUUGUUGAGAUUAACGUCAUUUCGGAGGUGGUCCUGUGUAGACUUGAGGUGAUGGUUAAGCACACGAAUGAAAGCACGAAAUUCUUGCUUUGGGAUUGUGAAUGUGUUGAGUUGAUUGGUCAAUCAGCUGAUGAAGUCAACAGGGGUGAUGUUGCUUUAAAUGCUUAUCCUCAAGCACUUGAUAGACUGUUGGGUUAUGUCCUUGCUUUUAAAGUCAAGGUUCAACCAAAGUUCAAGAAUGUUGUUGCUCAUAGAUACUCAAAUGAAUUAGAUUUGAUCAAUGUUGUGCUGAACAUGCUGCUUGAUACUAAGGCAUGUUCCAAGGUUGAUAGUCCAAACCUUGAUUGCAAUGAUGCCCCACAAGUUGAAUUUGUAAACUAA
This is a messenger RNA of Glycine soja, 966 nucleotides long. RefSeq lists its product as uncharacterized. Lineage: Eukaryota; Viridiplantae; Streptophyta; Magnoliopsida; Fabales; Fabaceae. Bases 1 to 966 code for a protein of 321 amino acids. The record is from RefSeq and is a predicted model, not a curated record. The transcript is spliced from 8 exons.